CACGGUGGUCUUCAGGCGGGACAAGGCGGCCGCAGGGCCAACAGCGUGGUCAGGGACCGCAGUGCACCACGCAAGACACGGGGACUUCAUCAUCUGCAAUGGGGGAGGGGGGGGGAGGCGGUGUCAGGGCAAGUAACGACUAAAAUGACGGGUGGUGCAGGUGGUUCGGGGGGCGGCGAUUUCAUACCUGCGACCAAUGCACAAAUGUCAUUGGAUGAACUGCGCACCAAGUCCAGAGUGUGGCGUCAUGUGACGCAGGGUCAAAGGAUGGGGACGUGGGAGAAGAGGCAUGGGGACUACAAGCUGCGCUACAAUUAUUGCAAACACGUGUGGCAGGGCAAUGUGUCGAAGGCUCAGCGCCACUUCACGCAGUUGAAGAGGUGCGCGACAGCGACGAUGGACGUGUUUGUCGAUAUUUGGAACCACACAGACUACGAGUUCAAUGCACGUCAUCACCGCGGUAUCUUGGCAUACAUGAGGGAGCAUGAUAUCGCGGAUAGACGAGCUGUUGACGACACUCGACUCAUUUGCAGGGGCAAGACGAGUGGGAGGGAGUCGCAACCACAUGAGCGUGAUUUUGUGGAGGAGGUGCAGGACUUCCUUGACAAGGAGGCCAGGCGAGCAGAGGUCAGGGGCGGAGAGGAGGAUAGAGGGACAUGGACAGCACCAGAUUUACCGGGAGAGGAGGUGGUUAUGACUACGCGAGGGAGUGGGGCCGCAGACCAUCGCAAGGGGGACGCACAGGGGCGAGCCGGGAAGAGGCCUGUUGAGAGUGGAGUUGAGGGCGUGCCGCAGGCGUGUAAGAGACAGCGGUAGUCCAAAUUGGACGAGGUGUACGAUCCGGAUGGGCAGGCCGCCUUCAAGGACUCCUUUUUGCAG
Molecule: messenger RNA, 879 nt
Organism: Chara braunii
Lineage: Eukaryota; Viridiplantae; Streptophyta; Charophyceae; Charales; Characeae
Source: the annotation of a GenBank genome assembly